Aspergillus steynii IBT 23096 is the source of this 993-nucleotide messenger RNA. RefSeq lists its product as uncharacterized. The record is from RefSeq and is a predicted model, not a curated record. The transcript has a single exon. The coding region runs from base 315 to 827 and encodes 170 amino acids. Lineage: Eukaryota; Fungi; Ascomycota; Eurotiomycetes; Eurotiales; Aspergillaceae.
GUACUCCGGAAUACUUCAUCACUACACAUCCCACUGUACACCCCACUGCACUACCAUCCUUCCUCUGCAUAAUGCCAAUCCAUAUUCCCGAGAUCGCAGCUCCAUUCUGUUCAUCUCGGCUGAACAGUGGACUCGGCUGGCACAAAUCUCGGCCCACGGAGUAGUUCCGUCGGCUGGUGCAUCUUGGCUUCACACCAACCAUGGAUGAUCUUCCUUCCUGACCUUUUAACCGCAAAGGAUUUUAGCGCCUGCUUGGAUCAAGUGCCGGGCAGAACCCUUUUCCCGAGUCUUCUAGAUCCUAAGGUUCUUACUAAAUGCCUAUCGCCUGUUCCUCGUGCGCGAUAUCGCCCCGUGGGGAAGUUCGCCUCCAUGCUAGCAUUUCCGGCGAAGCACUUUCCCCAGCCACUGAUGACAUCCCUAACGGAUUGAUUGGUCUUCAAUUCGUGGGGAACUUUCCCAAUCCAACAUCUGAGUCCUGCGCAAACCGGGGCGACCACGCCGCGCUGGAACACACUAAAACCGACCUGGAGUUUGCCUCCCUUAGCUUCCCCACAAAUGCUCGCCAAUCUUACCCAUCUCAGCCCCCCACCGACAGAAUGAGCGGGAUCGGAGGAGCCAACACCUGGGCGCGCAGAGAUUUCUUCGACGGUUUUCUGGCCAUAGAGAUUGCACGGCUCGGCUGUCAGCGUUCGAUUGGUGCGCGGGGGAAGUUUUGGACAAGGUCCCGUGGCCGGUCAGACCUGGAGACGAGACGAAGCCAAGGAAGACCUCCCCUGCGAGAAACUCUCUUUAAUCCUUCGCUGCUGAAGAUUCCUGGGCAUUUGUAGCUAUUUGUUUUCCCGCCUUGGUCUUCUCCUUGUCAUCUUCGUCUGUCUGUCUGAUAUCCCUUCUUCCCUGUCCUAGAUCAUUUCUCCGCAUCUGCGCUGUUGACCCCCGGAUUUUCGAUUCCUGGGUUCUGCUUAUUCCGGCGUAGUGCAGGAUCCAAUAUUUAAA